This is a messenger RNA of Rana temporaria (common frog), 5448 nucleotides long. RefSeq names its product MAP7 domain containing 3 (gene MAP7D3). The record is from RefSeq and is a predicted model, not a curated record. Gene Ontology annotation, biological process: microtubule cytoskeleton organization. Bases 6 to 2627 code for a protein of 873 amino acids. The transcript is spliced from 21 exons. Lineage: Eukaryota; Metazoa; Chordata; Amphibia; Anura; Ranidae. Gene Ontology annotation, cellular component: microtubule cytoskeleton.
GGCGCAUGCGCAGCCCAGGGCGGAUAGAGAGAGCGGCAAUACCGGAGGAGGGGAAGAUGGCGGACGGUAGCGGCAAACUGAAGGAGCUGCGGGAGCAGAUGGUGGCUGCAGCUCAAGCACUUGCUGAUGAACGAAGAAGCCAAGCUGGCUCCAGUCCCAAUCCCGUCCAGUCUGCAACAAGUGGAAAGGCAACUAAGCCAGUAAUUGAUGGCUCAUCUUUAAGAACUGAUGAGAGACAAAGAUUAGCCCGAGAACGUAGGGAAGAGAAAGAGAGGCUAAAUGCUGCCAAAGAAAAAGAAUUGCUUGAAAAAGAAAAGAAAGCUAAGCUGCAAUAUGAGAAACAUAUGGAGGAAAAGCAGAAGAAGCUUGAAGAACAAAAACUAAAGGAUGAGCAUAAGAGGACAGCAGCUGAAGAAAAGCGAAAACAGAAGGUGCACGAAGAAAAGGAACGCAGAGAAGCAACCUUACGACGUACUCUUGAGCGUAGUAGCCAGUUAGACCAGAGGCAAAAGCGAUGGUCAUGGGGAGGAGUGGGAGACGGAGAUAAAACCGGUGCCCCAGGAAACGAUUCUCCCAGCUCUGUAGAAAAUAUAAUCAAAAAUACUUCCACUGCUGUGGCACAGGCAGAAGAUAAGAGUGGACCUAGUGCAAACAAGCGUUCCAAUUCAGCAUCUAAUUUAAAGCAGGCAGACAGCGUUGUGAGUAAGCGAUUGUCCUCUUCAUCUGCCACUCUUCAGACUUCUUCAGAAAAAGGUACCAAGCAGAGAAGUUCAUCAUUAAGCAGACUGAGUAACAAAACUCCCCUCAGUCCACAGCCCUUCUUGCCUAGGGUUUCCAACCAGGACAAUAAAGGUGGAGCACCACAGAAGAGAAGCUCUUCGCUCAGCAGAUUGAAUAAUAAAAAAACUUCACUUGUAGAGGGUGUGAACAAGGAAGAAAACUCAGCUCAUCGCCCCCAGACCAGUCCUCUGGAUAGUAGUUUAAUCAGUCGCCUCCUCGCCCCCACUCAGUCUUCCCUAGCUAGGAGUAAGAGUGCUGCUACAUUAUCAGCUGAUGGAAAAGAUUCGCCAGAAUCUCACCUCUGUCCUCGUUCAGCUUCAGCCACUACCAUCAAUACCCCACCCUCCGUCUCUAAAGGUCCUAUGCGUAGUCGCAGCAUUGACAGAUUGAAGUCACCUCAAAGUGCAACCUCCGGUGCCAGCUCCUCUGAAUCUAGCCAGAAACCAGAGAAUGAAAAAUCAUCACCUCCUGCUAUUGGGAAGCGCCCUCCGUCUCCUAAUGUGACACUAAACAGACGAUCUCCUUCUCCAGCUAGUACUACAAAGCGAGCUCCCUCACCAACACUUGAAAAAAAGACCAAUAGUUCACAGGCACAAAAGAACCGUCCUCCAUCUCCAAGUUUAUUGAAGCAAAGACCUCCUUCUCCUACAGUAGUCCACAAGCCAAUUCCCAUCCAGCGUCCCUCUCUCACACCAACUGUCUUAACUGCUACCAAAAAGAAUGCUGAUUUAGAAGCCAAGCCAAAGGAGAAAUCUGUAGACGGAAUCAGCUCGGAGCCAAAAAAUGUACAGGCCUCGGAGAAAGAGACACCUGUUACAAAGACCAAAGAUGAAUCCAGUAAUAAGACUUUAUCGGGGAGUACUACAGCUGAGGAGGCUGCCAAAAUCCUGGCUGAAAAACGGCGUUAUGCUCGAGAGCAGCGAGAACGUGACGAGAAAGAACGGAUUCAGAGGCAACAGGAAGAAAAAGUAAGACAGGAAGAGAUGGCUCGCAAAGCUGAAGAGGAGCGACAGAGACUGCAAGAAGAAGAAAAAUUACUUGAAGAAAGAAGAAAACUAGAGAGAGAGGAAGACGAAAGAAAAUCUCAGGAAGAAAAACUCUGCAGAGAACUAGAAGAACAGGAGAAAUUGGCAGAGCUUCAGUUACAGAAAGAAGAAGCUGAAGCCAGAGCUCUUGAGGAAGCUGAAAAGCAAAGGCAAGAAAGAGAAAAAAUCAUGCAGCAAAAUAUGCAAGAAAGGCUUGAAAGGAAAAAGAGAAUUGAAGAGAUAAUGAAGAGAACCCGAAAAACAGACCAAGCUGAUGCCAAGAAUGAGGAGGAUGAAGAAAAUUUCAAUCUGGAUAAAAACUCACCUGAUAGCACCAAUGACUCCGAUUCGUGUGAUGAUGCAGAUGAUCUUCAGGAACUGCAAGUUACACCAACUUCAUCCUCCCCAGAUUUUUUGUCUCGGGAUGCAGCAGCAGAGGGAAUGAAUGAAUUAUUUGUGAAUGGGGAUAAGCCAGACAUUGAUCAGAAGCUUAAUGGGCACUUUUCAGAUACAACGCCCACAGUAUACAGUCAGGUGGCAAAUGACACUGUUAAUCUGAGCCUAGAUCAGCCAUUUCCCAGUGAGGAUGACCAAAGAGGUGAACCCAUAACCAAAAUAAAUGGGAAGCCCUGCACAUGGACAUUUGAAGAAAUCAUUGACCUGGAAAUUCAUUCCAAGACUAGUAGCUUGUCUGAGCCCAACACUACAGAUGGCUGCAAUCAGGACUUCAUAGAAUCUGCUACAAUUCCUCCAAAGUUGGCUUUUGAAGAGGGACAUGUGAAUUCUUUGUCCAUGACUAUUGAAACUGCGGCAGAAAUGUGACACUUUGUCAGCCCUGAACUUCUGAUUGCACUUCGCUCUCCAGUAUUUGAUAAAGCGCUGAAGCCUUGUCAUUAGAAGCUGCUACAUCAAGAUGUUGCUUGACUGCAGAAUGUUGUGGCCGUGGAAGGAACUGAAGUUUCACCUUUAUGACAUUUCUUCAUGGAGAAUAUUUUAGCUUUGUCAUUCAUCUUUCUGUUUUGUUGAACAAUUACACCGGGUUUCAGAAGUUUACUAUCCAUCUUGUUACAUUUAACGAUAGAGCGUUCUAGUUAUCCCUCCAAUUGUUUUCUCAUUUGGGAAAUUCUAACAAGCCGGUUACUGUCCAUAGUUGGGCUCUUCAAGCACUUACACACGUGGCAACAUUGCUGGUGAUUGACCAGAAAGGUAACAUGAAUUUUUUUCAGAAAUCUUGCAAUAGGAAAUACAUCGUUGGUCACCCUUUAACAUUUAAUCGCAAUGGUGUCACAUAUAACAAAGACUAUAUGUUUACUAAUCAAAUAAUGUUGCUUAAACUGGGUCCAUUACCCACCCUGUGUGUCCGUAAUAGUUAGUAUCUCAUGACUGCUUGCUCUUGUCGGCAUUUUUUUUUUAAAACAUUUCAAUUCUUUUCUUUUUUUUUCAUAUGUAUGUAUUUAAGUUGAAUAUGUAAGUAUUAUUUUAUUGUGUACAUAAACAGCAGUAUUAGACAAGUACUUGACCUUUUCUGAGGUUUUUGUUGGAGCUCAGAUUAGUUUUUCCAGAAAUGUAGUUCUGCUCUCUCUGUACACGCCAUCCUGUAGCUGGGCUCUGUGCAGUGGGCAGCACCAUUCUGACCACCCGCUGAACUAAACCGGGCCUCAUAUUCUAACUUCAAGAUGAUUUCUCAUGUUUUCUGCCUCUUGGCAUCCAAAACAAGCUUGUAAAAGUACUGUAUGUAUUAGUCUAGUUUACAAUUGCCUUCUCUUUUCUGCUGCAGAAACACAAAAGGGACUAUUUGUUGGGGUAUUGCUGCAAAGGAAGUUGCUGCUUUAGUCAGGCUUUUAGCGGUAAGGAUGAGAUGAAGAAAUAUUUGACGCGUCCUGAACAGCCGCACUUAUGGCUGAAUGCAGUAAAACAAAGCCAUGGUUCCGAUGAGAAUGCUUACAAGUCAUUUGUUGGUUUUAUAGGGAAAGCCUCUUUAUAUAGGCAAAUGUUUUGCAUAUCUUGUGCCUUUAGAAAUAUGCAGUCUAAUGUUCUAGUCACAGGAGUUGAGGAACCCAAUUUUUCGAUGUUUAGAAGUUUAUAGUAAUCUUGGCGCUAUGAUAUCACUUGCAUAUUGUGACAGGAUAAAUGUUGUUACAGUCCUCAGGGACUCCUUACAGUGCAAUUGUUUGCAGACACCCAAUGUUUAUUAGAGUAGCUCACUGGUGUGUAUGUACAUAACCCUUAAUCAUAGACUUGUAUUUUAAUGAGCAUUUAUUUAUUGGAAUAUAAGGCACUUGCAUGGAAGACUUGAAGCACACAGUGAUGAGGAAUUUGGAUUUAAGGGUGGCAGACAUGAGAUCCACCUUCUCUCUGAUGACUUUUCCAUCAUUGCUGCUUCCCUGAUUGUGCUUGAAGAAGUAGAUGGAAGGAGUGACAGGUCAUGGGCACUUACCUUCCAUCAGUGUCAGAUGAGGUUAUUUUAGUAAUUAUUCUUUCCUGUCCCCCCCCCCCCCCCCACCACUAAAAAUGUGAUUUACUGCAAUUACUAUUUAUCGGUUGUUGAAAGCUUUCCAUGUCGCAUGUUCCAGCAGUGAAAGGGCGUAAGAAGGUGACAUUACCCCUGCUUUAGGGACCUGUGGUCAUUCCCUUACAAGUGCAAGCCAAUAGGAAGGACAAUUGCUGCUCAAAAGCACCGUCAAUGAUCUUGGAUGUGUCUGUCAUAUUGAUGCAGUUGACACAGGCCCUUAGGCAGCGGUGAAAACCAUAGCCAGCUCUAUUACGCAUUUGGGAGGUAAUCCUGUCCCUCAGGUUUUAGCCAUAUCACUGUGUUGGGUCACUUUAUAUAAUGAUGGUACCUUGUCACCAAAUACUUUUGUCCCAAAUUCAGAGGUGUUUUUUUUGUUACCAAAUACUAUACAAAAUUUCCACUGCUGCAACAGAGAAAUCCUCCUUUUGAUAUUUUAAAGUGUUACACUGGCCAUUAAUUUUACAAUUCUCUUUAAAUCUACCUACAAUUAUGUAGUGCAAGGGGCCUGCCUGACUGUAUUGUUUAGGUUUGCCUUCAUGUCACAUAGUUUUGGUGACUGUAAAGGAGAUUGUACAAUUGGCUUGUUUACGGUAUGGCCAGCUUUAGAUUAAAGACGUUGAUCUGCGAUUGGUUUCUGCACACCUUUGCUUUUUGCACAUUAUUAGAGUCCUUAUGUUCCAGCGAUGUGUAGAAAGCCGCUACAGAUCAAAAGCAUUUAUAAAACGAGUACAUAUUGAAUCUUUUUUUAUAUAUAUAUUUACAGCAAUGUUUUGUGCAAUUCCUUGCUCUGACAUAUCAAUUGUAAUAUAAAUGGUUUCUAGUAGAUGAAAUGUUUGGCAAAGAAACAAUAGUAUAAACUUGAAGUUCCUCUUUGUAGAUUAAACCCAUCAUCAGACUUGGCUUUGUAGAAUUGUUCAGACAGCAGUGCCUUAGGUAAUCCAGAUUAACAUGUAUUUUUGUAUGGACACUGUAACUAGCACAGACAAUCUAACCCAUAAAAUGCUUCUAUUUUGUGUGCAAACUGUUACCUGUUCAUGUCCUAGCUACAGCUACUAUGUAAAUAUGUUACCUGGUAAAUAGACUUUACAAAUAAACUAAAUUCAUGUCAUAAUAAACAUAUUGUUUAACUAU